Messenger RNA from Acanthosepion pharaonis, 1833 nucleotides. NCBI's taxonomy places the organism in Eukaryota, Metazoa, Mollusca, Cephalopoda, Sepiida, Sepiidae. The record is from the annotation of a GenBank genome assembly.
AUGUCCAAGAUACAGGCAUUUGGUCCGGAGGAGCAGUUCUCAGCAAAUGGUGUUGUUUGCACCAACGAUUGGUCAGAUGGAGACGCAGGUCUGUGUUUAGGUUCUAGAUACGAUAUCUAUCUAUCUAUCUAUCUAUCUAUCUAUCUAUCUAUCUAUCUAUCUAUCUAUCUCACCCAUUCUUUUCAUUAUCUAUCUAUCUAUCUAUCUAUCUAUCUAUCUAUCUAUCUAUCUAUCUAUCUCAAAUCUGUUAAUAUCUAUCUAUCUAUCUAUCUAUCUAUCUCAAGUCUGUUAAUAUCUAUCUCAAGUCUUCUGUUAAUAUCUAUCUAUCUAUCUAUCUAUCUAUCUAUCUAUCUCAAAUCUGUUAAUAUCUAUCUAUCUAUCUAUCUAUCUAUCUAUCUAUCUAUCUAUCUCAUGUCUGUUAAUAUCUAUCUAUCUAUCUAUCUAUCUAUCUAUCUAUCUAUCUAUCUCUCAAAUCUUCUGUUAAUAUCUAUCUAUCUCAAAUCUGUUAACAUCUAUCUAUCUAUCUAUCUAUCUAUCUAUUAUCUAUCUAUCUAUCUCAAAUCUGUUAAUAUCUAUCUACCUAUCUAUCUAUCUAUCUAUCUCAAAUCUGUUAAUAUCUAUCUAUCUAUCUAUCUAUCUAUCUAUCUAUCUAUCUAUCUAUCUCAAAUCUCCCAUUCUUUUCAUUAUCUAUCUAUCUAUCUAUCUAUCUAUCUAUCUAUCUAUCUAUCUAUCCCUGUUCACGUCUGUACUUUUAACACUUUCUUCAUCUUCUCCUAUCUCUCACCAUCUAUCUGUCUCUCUGUCUAUCACCUUUACGUGUCACUCUAUCUCAUUUUGUUCAUAUCUAUCUAUCUAUCUAUCUAUCUAUCUAUCUAUCUAUCUAUCUCAUCUGUUAUCUAUCUAUCUAUCUAUCUAUCUAUCUAUCUGUUAAUAUCUAUCUAUCUAUCUAUCUCAAGUCUGUUAAUAUCUAUCUAUCUAUCUAUCUCAAAUCUGUUAAUAUCUAUUUAUCUAUCUAUCUGUCUCAAGUCUGUUAAUAUCUAUCUAUCUAUCUAUCUAUCUAUCUCAAAUCUGUUAAUAUCUAUCUAUCUAUCUAUCUCAAGUCUGUUAAUAUCUAUCUAUCUAUCUAUCUAUCUAUCUAUCUAUCUAUAUAUCUAUCUAUCUGUUAAUCUCUAUCUAUCUAUCUAUCUAUCUAUCUAUCUAUCUAUCUAUCUAUCUAUCUAUCUCAAGUCUGUUAAUAUCUAUCUAUCUAUCUAUCUAUCUAUCUAUCCUAUCUAUCCCUCUGUUUCUAUCACACGCUUCAUAUCUGUCUCUCUGUCUAUCACCUUUACGUGUCACUCUAUCUCAUUUUGUUCAUAUCUAUCUAUCUAUCUAUCUAUCUAUCUAUCUAUCUAUCUAUCUAUCUCAAAUCUGUUAAUAUCUAUCUAUCUCAAGUCUGUUAAUAUCUAUCUCAAGUCUGUUAAUAUCUAUCUAUCUAUCUAUCUAUCUAUCUAUCUAUCUAUCUCAAGUCUGUUAAUAUCUAUCUAUCUCAAGUCUGUUAAUAUCUAUCUAUCUAUCUAUCUAUCUAUCUAUCUAUCUAUCUCAAAUCUGUUAAUAUCUAUCUAUCUAUCUAUCUAUCUAUCUAUAUCAAGUCUGUUAAUAUCUAUCUAUCUAUAUAUCUAUCUCAAAUCUGUUAAUAUCUAUCUAUCUCAAUCUGUUAAUAUCUAUCUAUCUAUCUAUCUAUCUAUCUCAAAUCUGUUAAUAUCUAUCUAUCUAUCUAUCUAUCUCAAGUCUGUUAAUAUCUAUCUAUCUAUCUAUCUAUCUAUCUAUCUAUCUAUCUAUCUCUGUAAUUUAUAG